GCUGUCCACAUAUUAGACCACAGGCAUGUCCGAGCAACAGGAAACACCUCUGGGGGCGUUGCCACAGCGGAGGCAGUGUCCACGAUGCGGGGAUACAUUAGAGUGGUCACAGGAGCCAAGUGCUUUAUCGGGCUGUAGGUGCUACUCUCAGCUGGAUGAGGCGGUGGCGGCUGUGGGCCGAGGCAGAGGACUAGGGGCCCGUGGAGCGGGGGGGGACAGGAGCCACUGGGCCAUAGGACGAGUCGGUGACAUUGACUUCACUGGCCCCACCAGGACAAGGGGCAAGUUUGUGCGGGUCUGUAGCUCCACAGAUCCUGUUUUAAUCUACCAGCUGCUGACGGAGCAGUGGGGCCUUGCUCCUCCACACCUGGUGGUGGCGCUGGUGGGAGGAGAUGAGCUGGCCCAGAUGAAACCCUGGCUCAGGGAUACCGUGAGGAAAGGACUGGUCAAGGCUGCCCAGAGCACAGGUGCAUGGAUUCUGACCAAUGGUCUUCGCUUUGGCAUCACCAAACACCUGGGCCAGGCUGUCCGGGACCACUCUCUGGCCAGCACUUCCUCUAAGGUCAAGGUUGUUGCCAUCGGCAUCGCUCCCUGGAACAUGAUCCACAACAGAGAAGCGCUACUUGCUGCUAAGCCAGAUCAGCCUGCCGUCGUGGAACCUCAGGACCUACCCCACGGCACAGUGUAUCCCCUGGACUGUAACCACUCCCACUUUAUCCUGGUGGAGGAGGAUCCUCAGCGCCCCGGGGCCACCAGCGAGAUGAGGGUCAAGCUACUCAAGCACAUCUCCCUGCAGCGCACGGGUUACGGAGGUGCGGGUAGCUUUGAGAUCCCAGUGCUGUGUCUUCUGGUACACGGGGAACCCCAUAUCCUACAGAGGAUGUAUAAGGGCAUAGGGAACGCCACGCCCUGGCUGAUCCUGGCGGGAUCGGGGGGCAUGGCCGACAUACUGGUCACGCUGAUGAACCGCGGCUGCUGGGACUUGGACAGUGUGCAGAUGCUCCUGUUGGACACCUUUCCCAGGGUGCACCACAGCACCGACAUCACAAACUGGGCCAAGCUGAUCCAGAAGAUACUGGACCACGACCACCUCCUGACGGUUCACAAGCCUGAGCAGGAGAGUUCUGAGCUGGACACGGUCAUCCUCAAAGCCUUGGUUAAAGCCUGUAAAAGCCAGAGUCAGGAGGCUCAGGACUUCUUGGAUGAACUAAAACUGGCGGUGGCCUGGAACAGGGUGGACAUCGCUAAGAGCCAUAUCUUCAAUGGGGAUGUGGAGUGGACGGCACGCGACCUGGAGGAGGUGAUGAUGGACGCGCUGGUCAAUGACAAGCCCGACUUUGUGCGUCUUUUCGUGGACAAUGGCGUAUGCCUGGGCGAGUUCCUAACCUACGGACGUUUGCAGGAGCUAUACUGCUCUGUGUCUGAGAAAAGCCUCCUCCACCUCCUCCUCCUGAAGAAACACCAGGAGAAACAGCUCCUCCUGGGCUCAGCACGGAACCCCGGCCCCCCUCAAGACCACAACAGACCAGACAGUGGGGAACGGAAGACGCGCUUCACCUUGCACGAGGUGUCCAAAGUGCUGAAAGACUUCCUGCAUGACUCAUGUAAAGGCUUCUACCAGAAGCUGCCCACGGGAAAAACAGGCAGGAAGGCGGGUCGUCACUUUAACAACCAAAAGAGCCCGGCCGAGAUGGAAGAGCGCUGUGAGCACCCAUGGAGGGACCUGUUCCUCUGGGCAGUUCUCCAGAACCGACAGCGGAUGGCCAAUUACUUCUGGGCCAUGGGUCCCGAAGCUGUGGCGGCAGCGCUCGCGGGCUGUAAGAUCCUCAAGGAGAUGGCCCACCUGGAGUCAGAGGCUGAGUCAGCACGCAGCAUGAAGGAGGCCAAGUACGAGCAGUUUGCCCUAGAUCUGUUUGGGGAGUGUUACUCUAACAGCGAGGACAGGGCCUAUGCACUGCUGGUGAGGAGAACACGCUGCUGGAAUCAGUCUACAGUCCUCAACCUGGCAACCGAAGCUGAUGCCAAGAGUUUCUUUGCCCACGACGGAGUUCAGGGAUUCCUCACCAAGAUUUGGUGGGGGGCGAUGAAUACAGACACAUCUAUCUCCAAACUGGUGUUGUCCUUCUUCUGUCCUCCUCUCAUUUGGACCAACCUCAUCAAGUUCAGUGAGGAGGAGUUAGACAGCCGUAACGGAGAGGAAGAACACUGCGUGGAGCUGGACAGUCUGGACACAGAAAAGGCCCUGCUACUUACAGAUGAUGACCCCUUAGGCUCCGGAGGUCCCUCUGGUGGCGUGGAGAGUCAGAGUAGCGCUGCCGUGUGGUGGCGUUUCCUUCUGCGUCGCUGGCAUCGCUUCUGGAGCGCCCCGGUCACCGUGUUCCUAGGCAACGUCAUCAUGUACUUCGCCUUCCUCAUCCUGUUCACCUACAUGCUCCUGCUGGACUUCCGCCCCCCGCCCCCAGCAGGGCCUGGGGCACCUGAGAUCAUGCUUUACUUCUGGGUCUUCACUCUGGUACUGGAGGAGCUGAGACAGAGUUUCUUCACAGACGAGGACAUGAGCAUCCUGAAGAAGUAUAAGCUGUAUGUGGAGGAUAACUGGAACAAGUGUGACAUGGUGGCCAUCUUGCUCUUUGUAAUCGGUGUGUCUUGCAGGAUGGUGAAAGCCACGUACGAGGCAGGACGCACGGUCCUGGCUCUGGACUUCAUGGUGUUCACCCUGCGACUCAUCCACAUCUUUGCCAUCCACAAGCAACUCGGGCCCAAGAUCAUCAUUGUGGAGAGAAUGAUGAAGGACGUGUUCUUCUUCCUGUUCUUCCUGAGCGUGUGGCUGAUAGCGUAUGGCGUGGCCACACAGGCCCUCCUCCACCCCAACGAUCCUCGACUGGAUUGGGUGUUCCGCAGGGUCCUGUAUCGACCCUACCUGCACAUCUUCGGCCAGAUCCCACUGGAGGAGAUCGACGCUGCACGGAUGCCUGAGACCAACUGCACCACAGAGAUAGAGGAGAUCGUCAUGGGUACUUUGCCCCCAUGCCCAAACAUCUACGCCAACUGGCUAGUCAUUCUGCUGCUGGUCAUCUUCCUCUUGGUCACCAACGUUCUGCUUCUCAACCUCCUCAUUGCCAUGUUCAGCUACACCUUCCAGGUGGUGCAGGGCAACACUGACAUCUUCUGGAAGUUUCAGAGGUACAACUUGAUUGUGGAGUACCACAGCCGUCCUGCCUUGGCCCCGCCCUUCAUCAUCAUCAGCCACUGUUCCCAACUUCUCCUCAGCCUAGUCAAGAGGCCAGAGCCCAAACUGGAGCGUCUGGAGAGGGAGCUGCCUGCUGGCCUGGACCAGAGGUUGAUGACCUGGGAGACCGUGCAGAAAGAGAAUUACCUGGCCAAACUGGAACGCCAGCACCUGGAGAGCAGCGAGGAGAAAUUAAAAAGCACCUCCUCAAAGGUUCAGAGCUUAUUGAGGAUUGUUGGCGGAUUCAAGGAACAAGAUAAACGAAUGGCAUCUAUUGAAACUGAGGUGAGGUACUGUGGGGAAGUGCUGUCCUGGAUCGCGGAGUGCUUUUCCCAGAGCACACUGAAGUGUAACAGGGAAGCCCCCAGAGCUCCAUAUGUCAAGGACACCAGCGUACCAGGUGUGAAGCCCAGUGCUUCCAGAGAUCCACCUCAAAACGGGUCAGAUAAGGAGCUAAACCCAGAGAGAAAAAAGGCUGGACCAAGUCCCUCAGGGUAUGGAGCCAACAAGAGGUUUCCGUACAUCGACGAAUAACAGAUGAGAAGUGUUUUAAUCCCCAGCUUGGAAUCAGAAACACUCCUUUUGAGAAUAUUUUACGGGAAAUUAUCUGGUGUGCCGAUUGAGACGUGAGUGAAUCAAAUUCAAUAAAUUGCUUUGAUCCAAAUGUGUCC
Messenger RNA from Esox lucius (northern pike), 3900 nucleotides. RefSeq names its product transient receptor potential cation channel, subfamily M, member 5 (gene trpm5). The transcript is spliced from 26 exons. Gene Ontology annotation, cellular component: membrane. The record is from RefSeq and is a predicted model, not a curated record. Lineage: Eukaryota; Metazoa; Chordata; Actinopteri; Esociformes; Esocidae. Bases 26 to 3763 code for a protein of 1245 amino acids. Gene Ontology annotation, molecular function: calcium-activated cation channel activity; ligand-gated calcium channel activity. Gene Ontology annotation, biological process: calcium ion transmembrane transport.